Molecule: messenger RNA, 2769 nt
Organism: Suncus etruscus (white-toothed pygmy shrew)
Lineage: Eukaryota; Metazoa; Chordata; Mammalia; Eulipotyphla; Soricidae
Gene: EVI5L
Product: ecotropic viral integration site 5 like
Exons: 19
Coding region: 127-2631 (834 amino acids)
Source: RefSeq, a predicted model, not a curated record
GGCCGGGGCUGCGGGGCGAGCGGCGCGGCGGGGAUCCGGAGGCGCGGCCCGGGACGGCGAUGGCGGCGAGCUCCGCGCAGACUGAACUGUGACUGGGUGCAGCUCCCAGCAGACCAGCCGCCAGCCAUGGCCAGCCUCAUGCUGAGCCCUGACUCCUCCUCUCAGGAGGCCUUGUCGGCCCCCACCUGCUCCCCCACCUCCGACUCUGAGAACCUGAGCCCCGAUGAGUUGGAGCUGCUGGCCAAGCUGGAGGAGCAGAACCGUCUCCUGGAGGCCGACUCCAAGUCCAUGCGCUCCAUGAACGGCUCCCGGCGGAACAGCGGCUCGUCUCUGGUGUCCAGCUCUUCGGCGUCUUCCAACCUGAGCCACCUGGAGGAGGACACAUGGAUCCUGUGGGGCCGCAUCGCCAACGAGUGGGACGAGUGGCGGAGGCGCAAGGAGAAGCUGCUCAGGGUGGGUGGCGAGUGGCGGUGGGGUGGGGAGGCCCCCAGAAAGUGGCGGGUUCCCCAAGCUCAGCGCUGCCCACCUGCCCGCCCAACCCCACAGGAGCUGAUCCGCAAAGGCAUCCCGCACCACUUCCGUGCCAUAGUGUGGCAACUGCUGUGCAGUGCCACCGAUAUGCCCGUGAAGAACCAGUAUUCGGAGCUGCUGAAGAUGUCCUCGCCCUGCGAGAAGCUCAUCCGCCGGGACAUCGCCCGCACCUACCCCGAGCACGAGUUCUUCAAGGGCCAGGACAGCCUGGGCCAGGAGGUCCUGUUCAACGUCAUGAAGGCCUACUCUCUGGUGGACCGGGAGGUGGGCUACUGCCAAGGCAGUGCCUUCAUCGUGGGCCUGCUGCUCAUGCAGAUGCCCGAGGAGGAGGCCUUCUGUGUGUUCGUGCGGCUAAUGCAGGAGUACCGGCUUCGGGAGCUCUUCAAGCCCAGCAUGGCUGAGCUGGGGCUCUGCAUCUACCAGUUCGAGUACAUGCUGCAGGAGCAGCUCCCGGACCUGAACACCCACUUCCGCUCGCAGAGCUUCCACACGUCCAUGUACGCUUCCUCCUGGUUCCUCACACUCUUCCUCACCACCUUCCCGCUGCCUGUCGCCACCCGUGUCUUUGACAUCUUCAUGUAUGAGGGCCUGGAGAUCGUGUUCCGGGUGGGUCUGGCCCUGCUUCAGGUGAACCAGACAGAGCUGAUGCAGCUGGACAUGGAGGGCAUGUCCCAGUAUUUCCAGAGGGUGAUUCCGCACCAGUUCGACAGCUGCCCUGACAAGCUGAUCCUCAAGGCUUACCAAGUCAAGUACAAUCCCAAGAAGAUGAAGAGGCUGGAAAAGGAGUAUGCCGCCAUGAAGAGCAAGGAGAUGGAGGAGCAGAUUGAGAUCAAACGGCUGCGCACGGAGAACCGACUUCUGAAACAGCGAAUCGAGACCCUGGAGAAGGAGAGCGCGGCCCUGGCUGAUAGGUUGAUCCAGGGGCAGGUGACCCGGGCGCAGGAGGCCGAGGAGAACUACGUCAUCAAGCGGGAGCUGGCGGUGGUGCGGCAGCAGUGCAGCUCGGCCACCGAGGACCUGCAGAAGGCGCAGAGCACCAUCCGGCAGCUGCAGGAGCAGCAGGAGAACCCACGGCUCACCGAAGACUUUGUGACCCACUUGGAAACGGAGCUGGAGCAGUCACGGCUACGAGAGGCAGAAACGCUUGGGGCCCUCCGUGAGCUGCAGGACAAGGUGCUGGACAUGGAAAAGAGGAACAGCGCGCUGCCCGAUGAGAACAACGUGGCGCAGCUGCAGGACGAGCUGAAGGCCCUCAAGGUGCGGGAGGGCGAGGCGGUGGCGUCGGCGCGGGAGCUGAAGCGCCAGCUGCAGGAGCUGUCGGACACCUGGCAGGCGCACCUGUCCCGCGGCGGCCGCUGGAAGGAGUCCCCGCGGAAGCUCGCGCUGAGCGAGCUGCAGGACGAGCUGAUGAGCGUGCGUCUGCGCGAGGCCCAGGCCCUGGCCGAGGGCCGCGAGCUGCGGCAGCGCGUGGUGGAGCUCGAGACGCAGGACCACAUCCACCGCAACCUGCUCAACCGCGUGGAGGCGGAGCGCGCCGCGCUGCAGGAGAAGCUGCAGUACCUCGGGGCGCAGAACAAGGGCCUGCAGACGCAGCUCAGCGAGAGCCGCCGCAAGCAGGCGGAGGCCGAGUGCAAGAGCAAAGAGGAGGUGAUGGCCGUGCGACUCCGGGAGGCGGACAGCAUGGCGGCGGUGGCCGAGAUGCGCCAGCGCAUCGCCGAGCUGGAGAUCCAGAGGGAAGAGGGCCGCAUCCAGGGCCAGCUGAACCACUCGGACUCGUCGCAAUACAUCCGCGAGCUCAAAGAUCAAAUCGAAGAGCUGAAAGCCGAGGUGCGGCUGCUGAAGGGCCCCCCGGCCUUCGAGGACCCGCUGGCCUUCGACGGGCUGAGCCUGGCGCGCCACCUGGACGAGGAGUCGCUGCCGUCGUCGGACGAGGAGCUACUGGGCGUGGGCGCGGCGCUGCAGGGCGCGCUGUACCCCCUGUCCCCCCGCGACGCGCGUUUUUUCCGCCGCCUCGAGCGGCCGCCCAAGGACAGCGAGGGCAGCUCGGACAGCGACGCCGACGAACUGGCCGCGCCCUACAGCCAGGGCCUGGACAACUGAAGCCGAGCCCGGAGGAGCCAGGCCCGGGGCCGCGGCAGGGCUGGGCGCCAACCCCACUGCUCGAAGUCGCCACCACCAGCCCACCCCCAGAGGGGCAGGACGUCGGGCUGGGCCUGCCUGCAGGGCUUGCCCAUCCAG